AUGUUGCAAAGCUUCACCCAGUCCUGCGACUGGAUCUACUCGGAGCCGCUGCUAUUUGACGAUGAGUUUUUCCAGAGCUUGGUGAAGGACCUGCAGUCACUACCCACGCCGCCUCAGUCGCCCCCCGCCAAGGAGGGCGUGACCAAGCCGCUCUCCAAGGGCGACCAGCUGAGCUAUGUGUCCGACAUCCUUCUGGAGGACGGCGACAUGCAGCUCAAUUGGAACUGCGCCUUCAUCCACGAUAAGGAGGGAGGUGGCGGUGAAGGCGGCGGGGGAGGGGGGCGAACCCGCGGCUCCCCCGACGAAGAGGACGACGGUCUGUGGCGAUGCCUGGCUUCGGAGGACAAGCUGACGACGGCGUCGGUGCUGGGGUCCAGCCCGCUGCUGUCCGAUAUUGAUACGAGCAUCUUCGAGGGGCUGGCCGGGUCCACGCUGGAUUGCCAGAACCUGAUGGAGAGCCAGGAGACGGGCGAGGCCACGUCCGACUACUGCUCCACCGGAGGGGAGAUGUCCACAUACUCGUCCAGCGACUCCGAGGAAGAGAUCGACGUAGUGACGGUGGGGCGCUGCCCUUCCAGCCCCUCCCGUCGCCGCAAGCGUCCGAGCGACGAGGACGACGACGAGGAACGCCUGGCUCUCCGGCGCCACCGCUUCGAAAUCCAACUGCAGCACAACUACGCCGCGCCGCGCCCGGCCUCCCCGCCUCCCUCGUCGUCCCACCGGCGCUGGCCGGCGUCCGGCCGCCACCACCACUCGUCGUCGCGACACCCGGCCGAGACUGAGGACGAGGAGGAGCGGCGGCGGACGCACAACGUGAUGGAGCGCCAACGCCGCAACGAGCUGAAGAACUGUUUCGUGCGUCUGCGCGACAACAUCCCCGAGCUGUCGCGCAACGACAAGGCGUCCAAGGUGGUCAUUCUGAAGAAGGCCAGAGACUGCAUCCACGGGCUGGAGAGCCACGCCCGACGCUUGCAGGCCCGCCGGGAUAAACUCCGGGCUAAGCAGGAGGAGCUCAAAGCGAGGCUGCAGCGCGCCACGACGCGAUGGAAGUGGGCUUCAUCUAAUGAAGUAGCCACCAAGCCCCUGCACUCUCCUAAGUGCACGGUGUGGGCUGCAAUCUCGGCCAGAGGCAUCAUUGGACCAAUCUUCAUCGAAGAAUCUGGCGCAGCAGUGACAGUCACCAAGGAGCGGUAUGUGGAGGUCCUCAAAACCUUCAAGAAUGAGCUCCAGACCAUCUACCUGUCGCUCAUGAGCAAGUUCUGGUUCCAGCAAGACGGAGCAAGUUCUCACACCUCAAACCUGUCCCGAGAUUGGCUGAAAGAGAACUUCGGAGGCCGAGUGAUCAGUCUCAAGACUGAUUUUGAGGGGGCACCCCAUAGCCCGGACCUAAGCCCCCCAGAUUUUAUUCUUUGGGGCUAUCUUAAGGACAGAGUCUACGCAGGGAAACCCAGAACCAUCAUGGAACUCAAGAAAGCCAUCAGGGAGGAGAUGAGAGCCAUUACCAAUUCAGUCUGUAAGAACGUCAUGGACAACUUCGUGCUGUGCCUCAAGAAAUGCAUUGAACUAAAUGGAGGCCAUCUAGAACAUAUGCUGUAG
This is a messenger RNA of Nerophis lumbriciformis (worm pipefish), 1596 nucleotides long. NCBI's taxonomy places the organism in Eukaryota, Metazoa, Chordata, Actinopteri, Syngnathiformes, Syngnathidae. The record is from RefSeq and is a predicted model, not a curated record.